AGAUACUCUGACUACAAAUAUUUAAUCUUCACAACACUUCUGUCAUUUUUCAUCACAAGCAACCCUUCUUACACUACUUAGACCACCAUUCUUCAUCUCCGAAACUACCACCUGUUGACUAAAAACAUAAGUCAUGAAAGAUCCGGCUAUAAAACUGUUUGGAAAGAAGAUUGUACUCCCUGAAAUCAAUGAGAAAAUUAAUCUUUUAGUUGUCUCCACUGCUGCAGGAGAGCAGCCUGGUGGCGGUGGUGAUCAUAAAGAUUGUGGUUCUGAUCACGCUUGUUUGGAAGGAGAGAAAGUGAGCAAAGAAGCUGCAGAUAAUAAGGAUCAAACAACAGCAAGUUAUAGUGAGACGAAAGCAGACUCAGACAACCCGAAAACUCCAUCUAUCAAAGAAACUAGAAAACAAGAAUUUGAACAAGAAGCAACAAACCCGGAACCUAAGACCCUUAAAAAACCCGACAAGAUUCUCCCCUGUCCUCGUUGUACCAGCAUGGACACAAAAUUCUGUUACUACAAUAACUACAACGUUAACCAGCCGCGACACUUUUGCAAGAGCUGUCAGAGGUACUGGACUGCUGGAGGCGCGAUGAGAAACAUGGCAGUUGGAGCGGGUCGCAGAAAAAAGAAGAAUUUGAUUCCUAGUUUUAUUUCAGGACCCAAAAGUCUUCAAGAUAAAAACAGAUUCCCCUCCAGGAUUACCAAUAUUCCUAGCCCUGGGGUUUCUUGGCCUUACAAUCCUUGGAAUUCUACAAUUCCGAUUCCAAUUCCAGCCAUUUGUCCUUCAAUGCCGAUUUACCCUUCAACCUACUUGAAUGGAAUUCCAUUCUUACCUCCAUCUAUCCCUGCAACUGAUCAUACUAUCUUAGGAAAGCAUACAAGAGAUGUUUUGUUGGUGAAAUCUAGUGAUGGUGACGACGAAUUAAAGAAACAAAAGAUACCAGUUCUGAUUCCUAAAACUCUUAGAAUUGAUGAUCCUGAUGAAGCUGCAAAGAGUUCUAUAUGGGCAUCACUUGGAAUUAAAAAUGAAAACUUUAAAGCAUUUCAAGGAAAGGGUGAAGAAACGAAGAAGGAUCAUGCGACAGGAAAUUCUUCCUUUCUACAAGCGAAUCCUGCUGCGUUUUCUAGAUCACUCUGCUUUCAAGAAACGACGUAAACAUGGGUGCCGUGUUUUGUUCAACCUAGCGUUGUUAUUUAGUGUAGAUACAUUGUAUAGUUUAGUUGUUACAAUUCCAAAUUUUCUUGGUCUUUUAUCCCCCCAAUUUACUAUGUUUAGCAUCAAUGUACUUGAAAUCUGACUCCUUGUCCAUCUUUUUUAAUUGAUGACAUAAAGGAUAUGGUCAAAUGUGAGGUAUUCUUAUCAA
Messenger RNA from Erigeron canadensis, 1364 nucleotides. Its product is annotated as cyclic dof factor 1-like. Gene Ontology annotation, molecular function: DNA-binding transcription factor activity; DNA binding. NCBI's taxonomy places the organism in Eukaryota, Viridiplantae, Streptophyta, Magnoliopsida, Asterales, Asteraceae. The transcript is spliced from 2 exons. The record is from RefSeq and is a predicted model, not a curated record. Gene Ontology annotation, biological process: regulation of DNA-templated transcription. The coding region runs from base 134 to 1156 and encodes 340 amino acids.